Notothenia coriiceps (black rockcod) is the source of this 860-nucleotide messenger RNA. It is a transcript of the gene trpm1b, whose product is annotated as transient receptor potential cation channel, subfamily M, member 1b. Bases 83 to 775 code for a protein of 230 amino acids. Gene Ontology annotation, molecular function: calcium channel activity. Gene Ontology annotation, biological process: monoatomic cation transmembrane transport; metal ion transport. The record is from RefSeq and is a predicted model, not a curated record. The transcript is spliced from 5 exons. NCBI's taxonomy places the organism in Eukaryota, Metazoa, Chordata, Actinopteri, Perciformes, Nototheniidae. Gene Ontology annotation, cellular component: plasma membrane.
CGUGGUAAAACACACCCGGACUUACCCGACGGACUCCUUUGGCACAGUGGAGUUCCAGGGUGGAGGAUUCAUCAACAAAGCCAUGUAUAUCCGAGUUUCCUAUGACACCAAGCCGGACAACAUCCUGCAUUUGAUGGUGAGGGACUGGCAGUUGGAGCUGCCAACUUUGCUCAUCUCCGUGCACGGAGGUCUGCAAAACUUCGACCUCUCGCCCAAACUCAAGCAAGUGUUUGGCAAAGGCCUGAUAAAAGCCGCCGUCACCACCGGGGCUUGGAUCAUCACGGGGGGAGUCAACACUGGGGUGAUGCGCCAUGUUGGAGACGCCUUAAAGGACCAUUCCUCCAAGUCACGUGGGAAGGUGUGCGCUAUAGGAAUAGCUCCAUGGGGGAUCCUGGAAAACAAGGAGGAUCUCAUUGGGAAAGAUGUGACCAAACCCUAUCAGACGAUGGCGAACCCACUGAGUAAGCUGGCUGUGCUCAACAACAGCCACUCCCACUUCAUCUUGACUGACAACGGCACCUGUGGGAAGUAUGGCUCAGAGGUCAAACUUCGCCGGCUGCUGGAGAAGCACAUCUCCUUGCAGAAGAUCAACACACGUUUGGGUCAGGGGGUUCCUCUAGUGUGUAUGAUAGUGGAGGGAGGUCCCAACGUGAUCUCCAUCGCUUUGGAGAGUCUGAGAGACGAGCCUCCUGUCCCCGUGGUGGUGUGUGACGGCAGCGGACGAGCUUCCGACAUAAUCUCCUUCGCACACAAGUAUUCAGAGGAAGGAGGGUGAGAUUUUAGAUGAUUUCUUCUUCGAUGUACUAGGACAUUAUUCCUCUGGUAAAAAAAAAGCUGAAAUAUCCUCUUUGAAUCUCAUC